CGAGAGGUUGACCUUGGGCGAGCGCCAUGAAUUCUCUGCUCCAACAGCACAGGUGGGGUGGGGUCUCUCCUGCGGCGGCGGCGGUGAGGAGGAGGCCGCCCGGUGCGGUGGUGUUGGGAGGUGGGAGGAGAUGCCGGUGGGGUGGGGUGGUGGCGGCGGCGGGGGCGGGGGAGUGGAUGGAGGAGGCGGCGGUGCUGGAGGAAGGGGCCAGGAGGAACCCGGCGGUGUCGGACUCGUACCGGCCGGAGGGGAUGGCCCGGCCGAACGGGACGGUGCUGGAGGCGCAGGGGCGGGUGUGCACGGGGCCCGAGCAGACGCGCCCGCUCGGGGAGGAGCAGGCCAUGCGCGUCCUCGACACCAUCCUCCGCUCCGCAAUGGGAGAACUCAAAGAUGAGCCAGUGUCCAGCGCACAGCUGGGUGCAUUCUUUGCUGGCAUGACAAUAAGAGCUAACUCCUUUCCCGAGGCCACCCAAUGGAGCGAGGGCGAGCGACGUGCCAUGAGCUUAUUUUGGCCACGCCUCGUCCAUGUUCUUCCUCCAGAGGUGAAGUUUAUAGCAGACCCCGAAGGAACGAUCAUGGGAGCAAAUUGUUUAACAGGCCCUCGAUAUAUUGGUGAAGGCACUGCAGAGAUGAGACUUGUUGGUGCCUUGAGGGAAGUGCUCGCUGGCGGCCAUUUAGGUUACGAGGAAGUUCAGUGUGUACUGAAGGAUGUUCUACCAGUUGGGUCUGUUAGUGCAAAUUCAGUUAGUGAAGCACUGCUGGCAGCAUUUUUGAUUGGACAGCGGAUGAAUAGGGAAAAUGACCGUGAGCUAAAAGGAUAUUGUCUAGCUUUUGAUGAUGAACUAGGUCCUCCCCCAAUUGCUGACGUUGAUUCCUUGACACACUACGGUGAGCCCUAUGAUGGGAAUACACGCUUCUUUAGGAGUACUCUGUUUGUUGCAGCUGUUAGAGCCUGCUAUGGCGAGUCUUGCCUCCUCCACGGUGUUGAAUGGAUGCCACCAAAGGGUGGCAUAACAGAAGGGCAGAUGCUUAAAUUCAUGGGUGCAAACACACACUUGUCUCCAACACAGGCCAAAACACUAUUGGAGGAUGAAAGUGCUGGUUUUGCAUAUCUGAAUCUCCAAGAAGCUUGCCCUUCAUUAUAUUCGAUUAUUGGGCUCCGGGAGCAUAUAAAAAAAAGACCACCUUUGGCUACCUCCGAGAAAGUCCAACAAUUUGUGAGAGCCCGGGGAAGAGAAUCAAUGGUUGCUGGAUUUUAUCAUGUGGGCUAUGAAGAUCCAAUGCUUAUGCUUAUGAGAAGGAGAACUGUUCAUGCUGGGUUAGUUGUAAAGGGUGAGGAGGGUGCACUUUCUUUGACAACCAAGGAAAGAUCGGCUCAUGCAUCAAAAGGGAUUCCAGUGAACCAUUGCUCAGGGUUCAGGACACCAAACAGCGUACAUUUCUCCGAGACUGACGGUAUUUCUAGAGAAAGCUUCAGGGUUGCUGUCAAUGCUCAGGAACUUGGUUUCAAAUCCACUGAAACUCCAAGAACUGAUAGAUCGGUCCUGAAAAACUUGGAGCUGGGAUUGGCAGCACUGAGUGGGGAGAAAGGGCCUGCAUACGACCGAAUAGUUCUUAAUGCAGCUAUGGUCGACCACUUGUUAGGCUGUAACGGAGCUGAGGAUAUCAACUCCGCGCUGGGCAGGGCAAGAGAAGCCAUUGACAGCGGUAAUGCUCUGAGAAGGCUCAUGAAUUACAUCAAGAUCUCGCACAAAGUGUCCAACUCGUCGUGACCAAGUUCUGGCUGUACAGUUUUGGUUCCAAAUAUACUUCUGCCUUUUCAAGCGAGAAAUUUCCUUUGCUGCUACUGGAAAAUUUUGUAACCCCUCCUUGCGUCACUACUGAAAAAAGGUGGGUCCAGGACCCACAUGCCAUUGACACAAGCGAUGAAGAAGGUAUCACCGGUGGCAAAAUAGAGAGUAGUGCCUCUUUCAGGUUGUUCAGUUAACACGGAGAAGAGGAUAUUGUGUCCUCGCAACACCUUGUCAGUAAAAUUAACCGAAACAAACCACAGCUUGUUGAAAUUUUUAUUGAUGUUUAAAAUCUUUUGCCAGUCAUGUUCUGAGUACCUGACGGUGCUUGUAAAAUAUAUUUCGCUGCAAACUGUGUUGCUGAAAAAGAGGAGUAUGUUCCAAGGCCA
Brachypodium distachyon (stiff brome) is the source of this 2179-nucleotide messenger RNA. RefSeq names its product anthranilate phosphoribosyltransferase. The transcript has 10 exons. Gene Ontology annotation, cellular component: cytosol. The coding region runs from base 27 to 1772 and encodes 581 amino acids. Gene Ontology annotation, molecular function: GMP synthase activity. Gene Ontology annotation, biological process: GMP biosynthetic process. The record is from RefSeq and is a predicted model, not a curated record. NCBI's taxonomy places the organism in Eukaryota, Viridiplantae, Streptophyta, Magnoliopsida, Poales, Poaceae.